AUGGAGUGGGAACCGGAGCAACAGGAUCUCGGAGGCCUCGGGAUAGCGGGCAUCUGUCGCGAGAUCUACCGGGUGGUCUUCCGCUCCAUCCUCCCGUAUGUGGCGGCCGGCGUUGAAGCCGCGAUUCUCUCUACGCUUUUGCUCGCGCACGUCGCCUGUUACCACGGCCUCGACUCCCUCCACGGCCUCGUCGGUUUCCUCGUCGGCUUACUCUUCGAGGGCGUCUCGAUAAUCGUCCUCGUCUUCUUCUCGUUCGUCUGCACCGGCGUCUACGUGUUCCUCACUGCAGGUUCCUCAUCGCCUCCCUCUACUCUGCUGGGCGCAGCCGCUUGCCUCGCCGGAGCGGCCUACGUCGCCCCGGUUUUCCACCUUGCCUGCGUCGUGCCAAUGCUCGAGGACGCCGUUGUUUUUGCCGCUAUGCGCAAGAGCCACGCGCUCCUCGGCGGCAAAUUUUGGCCCGCGGCGGCCGUCUUCGUCACGCUCGACGGCUGCUUCGUGGCCCUGCAGCUGGCCUUCGCGCGGUUGGUGCUGGACGACGCGCUGGGCCUCGGCCUCGGGUUCCAGCUGGCCGCGGGAGUGACGGUGUUCAUGGCUCUGUGGGCGGUGGUGAUCUACAUGGUGUGCAAGAACCACCACCACGAGGUGGUCGACAAGGUCCACCUCGACUACAUCGGAGAGUAUGAGCGGCUCGCGGUCGACGGUGACAACGGCGUGGAGCUGCGGCCGGUGACGACGGAGCAGAUCCCUGAAACUAAUGCCUAG
This is a messenger RNA of Aegilops tauschii subsp. strangulata, 762 nucleotides long. RefSeq lists its product as uncharacterized. Lineage: Eukaryota; Viridiplantae; Streptophyta; Magnoliopsida; Poales; Poaceae. The record is from RefSeq and is a predicted model, not a curated record.